Paraglomus brasilianum is the source of this 1533-nucleotide messenger RNA. The record is from the annotation of a GenBank genome assembly. Lineage: Eukaryota; Fungi; Glomeromycota; Glomeromycetes; Paraglomerales; Paraglomeraceae.
AUGACAACACCUUUCAACUUACCUUCUCUUGAUUCCAUUAAUUUCUCUGCUAUCCAACAUCAAUUGAACCAACAACAAGACGUCGUAAAUGCAACAACAGCAUCGUCUGUUGCAACAACUCCAACAGCUUCUCCUCAACAACUCAAUCAAGAAUCCCAACAAGCUUAUCCACAACAAGAGGUAUUUCAACAAACAAACCAACAUUUACAGUCUUCUAGCAUGCCAGAGUCAUAUUCGUAUGCCUCUUUUCAGACACCACGCGUCGAUAGCAACUCGUUCGAUGCCGAAAAUGGAGAGCAAACGGCUAACUCAAAUAAUACAAACAACUCUUCCUCAAACGGUAUUGUGGCUGAAAACCACGCAAAUUCCGUUCAUCGAGACAAAACUGUCCCUCUUCCGGAUGGUUAUCAACAUACCCCUGGUCUAGUUCACUCCUCUUUUGUCAAAAGAAGGCUAUCCACUCCGAUCGAGAUUGAGCAACACGACAGCAACCACGUUGCACACAGAGCUCGUUCACAAACCUUACCAUUAUAUCAGACAAGCUCGUACCAGCAACAUAUCCCUACCCAUUUAAAUGAUAUGAAUUCUGGUCGUUUUGCACCAGCCCCAUAUCCUGCUACUAACUCCUUCCUAACUUCACCAAUGUCUGUGGAUCGCCGAACUAAAUUCGAAGAGGCUUCAAUGCCACGAACGGGUACUCCAGCUAUUGACCCCGCAUUUACUCACGACCCAGCUAUGAAAAUCCAUCCGCCACCUAGCGCUAUGGGUUAUUACGGUUCGCCUCAAGUCAAUUACGACCGUAGCUUGCACGCUAACGCGAUAACAGCUACAAUACCAACGCCUCAAGACUAUCCAAUGACGCUAGCAGGCAGGUUUCCCAGUAGCAACAUUGGUGGGCUGCCGUCGAAUGGUGUUGCAAACAAACCUCAAAACCAGGGACCCACACGACCACCGCCAGUGCCUGCUCCCGCAACAAUGAUGACUACUUUCAGCUCCAAGACGGUCUCUUCAACCCCUAAACGUUACAAAUGCAAUACUUGUCAGAAGCGUUUUACUCGUCCGAGUUCUCUACAGACACACAUGUAUAGUCACACUGGAGAGAAGCCAACAUUGCAAGAUGCUAAGAAAGAAUACGAUAGAUGUGUUACAAAGCUGGGAAGACUGAGCGAACUGAGGGGCAGGCUGCGGGAAGAAUUCGAGAAUGAAAGAGAAAUGAGGAAGUGGCAAGCUGAGAAGGACGAGCUGGAAGGAGAGCAAGAAGAGUUGAAAGAUGAGAAGAAUGAAUGGAAGGAGCAGGUCCAAGAAUUACAAUGUGCAUUGGUGGCAAUUACAACAGCAGCAGCACCUGAGGGAAUCCCAACCGAACUUCUGCACUCUGUGUUUGGACAGUUUCUGGACGAUUGCACGUCCGCUCAACCGACCGUGGAUGACAUCCAGUUUGCUGUUUCAGUCAGCACCUCGAUGCUUGGGUAUUAUAACUUUGAAAAGGGAUCGCGCGGAACGCUUGCGAAAUCUAUUCGCAGAUCACUAUGA